UCCCCCGUGUAAGAGUGAGGUGGAGGAGGACAUUCCAGUCCAUAUGACCACAGGAAAUGUCAGGAAGAAGUCUGAGGGAAACUUCAUGUCAUCAAUAGAUUAUAAAGAAGAGGAUACCAUGCAGCGUUCUUCAGGACAAAACUUAAUCCGUUUUAAUGUACACCCAGGACCUCACAGUGCAGACCCAUCAUAUAAUCCUCCUAAUCAUGAUGAACCUUCUCCUGACCAAUCACAGAACGUCACAAGUCCAGAACUAUCAUAUAAUCCUCCUAAACAUGAGCCUUCUCCUGACCAGUCACAGAUUGCUACCACAAGUAUCGGGCAGAAAGGGGGUAAAAGGUUUCAAUGUGUAGAAUGUGGAAAACAGUUUCCAUAUAGAUCAAAGCUAUAUUCUCACAGAAGAAGUCACACAGGAGAGAAGCCAUAUUCAUGUUCAGAAUGUGGGAAAUGCUUUAUAAGUAAAUCACAUCUUGUUAUACAUGAGAGAAGUCACACAGGAGAGAAGCCAUAUUCAUGUUCAGAAUGUGGAAAGCGUUUCACUGAAAAAUCAGGUCUCCUAAUACAUCAGAGAAUUCACACAGGGGAGAAGCCAUAUUCCUGUUCAGAAUGUGGAAAAUGUUUUACCCAGAAAUCAAUCCUUGAUCAACAUAAGAGAAGUCACACAGGAGAGAAGCCAUAUUCCUGUUCAGAAUGUGGAAAACGUUUUACCCAGAAAUCAAGUCUUGAUCAACAUAAAUCAAGUCACACAAGAGAGAAGCCAUAUUCAUGCUCAGUAUGUGGGAAAUGUUUUAAAAAUAAAUCAUAUCUUGUAAAACAUGAGAAAAGUCACACAGGAGAGAAGCCGUAUUCCUGUUCAGAAUGCGGGAAAUGUUUUACAAAUAGAUCAGACCUAGUUAUACAUGAAAGCAUUCACACAGGAGUAACGCCGUAUUCAUGUUUAAAAUGUGGAAAAUACUUCCUAUGUAAAUCAAAUCUUGUUGUGCAUGAAAAAAUUCACACAGCAGAAAAGCCAUAUUCCUGUUCAAAUUGUAGUAAAUGUUUUCGAGUUAAAUCAGCUCUUAUUAUACAUGAGAGAAUUCACACAGGAGAGAAGCCGUAUUCCUGUUCAGAAUGUGGGAAAUGCUUUACAAAUAGAUCAGACCUAGUUAUACAUGAGAGAAUUCACAGAGGAGAGAAGCCGUAUUCAUGUUCUCAGUGUGGGAAAUGUUUUAGAGGUAAAUCAACUCUUAUUAGACAUGAGAGAAUUCACACAGGAGAGAAGCCGUAUUCAUGUUCAGAAUGUGGGAAAUGUUUUAAAUAUAAAUCGGAUCUUGUAAAACAUGAGAGAAUUCACACAGGGGAGAAUCCAUAUUCAUGUUCAGUAUGUGGAAAAUACUUCAUAUGUAAAUCAAAUCUUGUUGUACAUGAGAAAAUUCACACAGGAGAAAAGCCGCAUUCGUGUUCAAAUUGUAGGAAAUGCUUUAGAGUUAAAUCAGCUCUUAUUAGACAUGAAAGAAUUCACACGAGAGAGAAGCCGUAUUCAUGUUUAAAUUGUAGAAAAUGCUUUAGAUUCAAAUCAGAUCUUAUCAGACAUGAGCGAAUUCACACAGGAGAGAAGCCGUAUUUAUGUUCAGACUGUGGAAAAAGUUUUAAAUAUAAAUCGGAUCUUGUAAAACAUGAGAAAAGUCACACAGAGGAGAAUACAAUUUAAUGUUUUGUAUUUGUUUUACAAGGAAAUAACAUUUAGAGAAUUUAACGUGUUUGUCCAGUCUUAUA
Messenger RNA from Bufo bufo (common toad), 1755 nucleotides. Its product is annotated as zinc finger protein 260-like. The record is from RefSeq and is a predicted model, not a curated record. The coding region runs from base 44 to 1690 and encodes 548 amino acids. Gene Ontology annotation, cellular component: nucleus. Gene Ontology annotation, molecular function: DNA-binding transcription activator activity, RNA polymerase II-specific; RNA polymerase II cis-regulatory region sequence-specific DNA binding. The transcript is spliced from 2 exons. Gene Ontology annotation, biological process: regulation of transcription by RNA polymerase II. Lineage: Eukaryota; Metazoa; Chordata; Amphibia; Anura; Bufonidae.